AUGCAUUUUAACGGCAUCCAAAUCGAUUGCCAACUCAUCACCGCAUUAGCCGAGAGAUGGAGAAAGGAGACCCAUUGUUUCAACUUUAGAGAAGGAGAGGCCACCAGCACGCUAAAGGAUGUCGCCAUCCUAACUCAUAUGCCCAUCGACGGCAAACCGGUGUGCGUGAGUGAUCAACCCCUGAGGAUUGUGACGGUAUGCCCGGUUGGCAGCAUUUCAUCCACAGUCAUUUGGGAGUGA
Linum tenue is the source of this 240-nucleotide messenger RNA. The record is from the annotation of a GenBank genome assembly. Lineage: Eukaryota; Viridiplantae; Streptophyta; Magnoliopsida; Malpighiales; Linaceae.